AUGCCGGCGGGACAGGAGCUCACGGCUACCCGCGCACUGCUACCAGCAGCCAGCAUGCCUGUGUCAAACGGGGGACCCUUUGUCAGGAAUGGCAAAAAAACCCCGCGCCCUAUUGUGAGACUUGUGGUGACGGACACUGAGCUGGGGGAGCAGCGUGAGGUAAUUCCAUUUCAGUCCAUGGAGCUUGACCGCGUGCUCAAACUGUUUGAAGAUCCUUUCUCACGGGACUUAACAGAAAGACAUGUGAGAAUUUUGAAGAAGACAGCCAAACAUUAUUGCAGUGGUAUUCCUUUGAAGGAUUUAGCACAAAUAUCCAAAAUUCUUAAUAUUUGUGCCGAAAGGAUAGAAGAACAUAAAGAGUUAAUAGAACCAAUGUGUGAAAUCCUCAAGAUUUUUGGCCUACCAUUCCUGAAAGAGAAGGCAUCCGAUGAAACAAACUAUUCUCCUGCUGUUGCAGAUUCAUUAUCACAGUUAGGUUGUCUAAUGCGGGUGCCAAGUUCUGACGUUAGAAUACAGAUCUGCAACUCUAUUACUAAUUUCUACAAUUCAAGCUCUAUUAAACAACAGGUUGAAGGUUUUCAGCCAACAAGCUUGAAUUACAAGAUACAGAUGGCUGAAGCAGGAGGUCUGGCUGAAACCUUGGUUUUGUCACUGACAUUGUUUGAAAAUCAGUUACACGAGAAAUUAUGCUUACUAAAAGUCCUGCAGCUGCUAUCGAAUACCUCUGAAAACUGCAAACUCAUGGCCAAAGCUCAAGCGGCGUGCAGAAUUUGUUCACGGCUCAAUGACCCAGAUCCCUCCGGACAGCUCCUCUUUCGGUCUUCAGAAAUUUUGUGGAACUUGUUAGAAAAUGGUCCAAAGGAAGAACUUGUUAAUCAGCUCAGAAACAUAGAAUGCAUCUAUGCGUUGAAAGAUUCAUUUGUACAUCUCUUAACCAAUGGUGUCCGACAUUAUGACCGCCAACUUAGAAAUGAUCUCCUAGUAAUAGCAACUCUAAUAGCUGAACAUCAUAGCUCAUCUAUGGUGGAAAGUGGGUUUGCCAAACAACUCAUCUCAUUUGCUACAUUUUCUGAAGUUAAAAGUCACAACCCUCUGGUUAAAAAUCUCAAACUUUUGCACAGUCAUGAAGAUUUUGAAAUGAAAAAAUUGUUAUUCAACAUGCUUGUGGUUUUAUCUAAAGAUUUAUCUACAACACAGCUACUCAACGACGGAAAGGUUGUGUUGGCUCUUUUCAAUUAUGUGAAAUCAAAUGAAAAACCUGGGGCCCAAGAUUGGCCUACUGCACGAUUUGAGGAAUUACAGCUUCAUGCCAUUGCAACUUUGUCCACAGUGGCUCCCCUGCUGUUAGAAGACUACAUGACCUGUCAAGGAAAUACUCGUAUCCUUCUAUUCUUGGAAUGGUGUAUUAGCCAAGAUACAUUCACCGGUAAAGGCAACAGUUUCCAUGGUACAGGUGGUCGUGGCAACAAACAUGCCCAGAUGCGCUACAGUUUAAGGCUGCUGAGGUCUGUGGUGUCCGUUGGGGAUGAGACUGUGAAUCAGGACCUUUGUGAUCAGGGAGCAAUUAGCCAACUGUUAGGUAUAUUAAGAAGCAUUGUUAAGAAUGCUGGCAGCAGCGAUGACUCAACGCUCCUCGAAAUCCAGUCUGAUAUCCUGUUUAUAUUGUCCACUAUUUGCGAAAAUGACCUUCAUAAAAAGGAAUUAUUUGGAACAGAAGGGGUAGAUAUGCUAAUUAAUUUACUAAAGAUGGAUCCAGCUAAGUUUUACAGUGGGUUAGGACACAACAAACUUCUUUUUUGUGCAUUGGAUAGUGUUUGGUGCUGUAUAAUUGGAUGCUUCACUUCUGAAGAUUAUUUUCUUGAAAAAGAAGGCUUGUUCCUAAUUUUGGACUUAGUUGCUCUUAAUCUAAAGAGCAUGAACAAUCUAGUGCUUGGAAUAUUGGUUGAAUUUUGUGAUAAUCCUAAAACGAUUCCUCAUAUUAAUACCUGGCGCGGGAAGAAGAAUGAGACAGCGGCUAAACUUCUGAUAGAGCUGUGGCUUCAAGAAGAGAAGGAACUUGGUGUUAGAAGAGAUGAAUAUGGACGUAUUAUUGAUGCAAAGAAACCAUUAGUUGGACAAUUCCAGGAAGAACAAGGAGUAACCCCUUUGCCUGCUAACUGUUCCAGCAUUGCCAUCAUAGAAGUGGCUGAAAACAAUCGUGCCAAAGUCUAUUCUGUGUUUUCUAAACUUGGUUUUGAAAAUCUGCCUGGUUUGUCUGCUCUUGAUUAUGUCACCCUAAGUGUAAUAAGCCGAUAUCUAGAUUUUAAAGUUGGAGAAAUAUGGAGUGAAAUUAAGGCAGAACUAAAAGCUGAAAAUAUUAACCCAGUAACCUCUGAUCAAGAAGUUUUGGACGUCAUUGAGAAAGCAACUGAAAAUAUUUGUAAGAUUGUUGCUUCUCACCAGACGGAAAUGAUUGAAAAUCACCAACAAAUCGAAUUACAAGAAGAACAACAGAAAUAUGCAGAGCUAAAGGCAAAUCGCAAACAAAGUGAAUUGGUUAUAAAAUCAUGGGACAAUUUCCUUGCUCGGACUUCAAACUAUGAAGCUUUAAAGAAAGCAAAACGGAUUCAGGAAAAAUCUAUUGAAUCAUCAAGACCUAAAGCACGACAAAAAAAUACAACUUUACACUCAACACAAAUUCCUCAUCUCAAUACCACAGUUGCUUGUGGCCGUGUUGUAAAUGUAGAAAGCACGCCAGCUCAUAUAACUGGAGGGCCGCUAUCUGGUACAGAUAUUAACCUCAAAAAGGUUUCAGCCCGUGGUGGAGGAGUUGCUCAAAAGAACAAAUCUGUUAAAAUGCUGGACUAG
Bombina bombina (fire-bellied toad) is the source of this 2847-nucleotide messenger RNA. RefSeq names its product cilia and flagella associated protein 69 (gene CFAP69). The coding region runs from base 1 to 2847 and encodes 948 amino acids. Gene Ontology annotation, biological process: olfactory behavior; positive regulation of flagellated sperm motility; response to odorant. NCBI's taxonomy places the organism in Eukaryota, Metazoa, Chordata, Amphibia, Anura, Bombinatoridae. The record is from RefSeq and is a predicted model, not a curated record. The transcript is spliced from 23 exons. Gene Ontology annotation, cellular component: non-motile cilium; sperm midpiece.